Callithrix jacchus (white-tufted-ear marmoset) is the source of this 5816-nucleotide messenger RNA. RefSeq names its product transmembrane protein 26 (gene TMEM26). Lineage: Eukaryota; Metazoa; Chordata; Mammalia; Primates; Cebidae. The record is from RefSeq and is a predicted model, not a curated record.
AAGGAGUGAAAGUGACCAGGGCUACCAACUGGUCCAGAGAUGUGCGCUAAGCUCGCAGAAAGCCCAGAGGAUCUGACUGCCUCUCAUCCUGGGAAGUUUUAAUUCUUCACACUGGGCAGUAACUGGGUUUGUAAAACUGCUUGGAUUCUUUGGCUCCACUGCGUCCCGGCUUCGUGUCACUGUGACAGCGUGAGACGUGUGAGUGAAUGAAAGUACUUCGGUGGAAAGUAAGGAGGAGCUGCCAGAGAUGUGCUCCUCCUCCUUUCUGGCUGUGCGGCACCUUGACCUUGAGUCCACCUCCCUCCUCUUUCCACCCCCUCCUGAUGGGGAAGUUCUUGGGGACCUCCUGGAGGCCUGGGGGCGGGGUAGAGGACAGGGAUGGAGACUGGCCCCGAGAUUGGAAGGGGGAUGGGCAGCUCUGGAGAAUAACGCCCAGGAGCGAGGGCAGCGCAGCCCCAGACUCCCUGGAAAGCCCAACAGUCUGGAAAAGCUGGGUGUGGAUUCGCCCCUCUUUGAAGAGUUUUCAGGAAGUUUGGGGGAGGGGCGAGACGCCCUCACCAGUUCUACCGGCGUCGGGCGCUGAGGGUGAGAAGAGACACAGCAGCAGCAGAUCUCAGUGCUUGUCACCUUCCUGCCCACCGGUGGGCUCCGGGCGCGCCCGGCGGGGUCCUCCGGGCGCAGGCACAGUGCGCGGGCCAGCAUGGAGGGACUGGUCUUCUUCAACGCCCUGGCCACCCGGCUGCUGUUCCUGCUGCACUCGCUGGUCGGUGUCUGGCGAGUGACCGAGGUGAAGAAGGAGCCGCGGUACUGGCUGCUCGCGCUGCUCAACCUUUUGCUCUUCCUGGAGACUGCUCUCACUCUCAAGUUCAAGCGCGGCAGAGGCUACAAAUGGUGAGAGUGCCCCGGGAAAGCGAGGGCGCACGGGGCCCUAGGGUAUUGUCCCCCACCGCACUCGCGUGCAGCCCUAGAGCCCAUCUUCCCGAAACCCGCCGAUUCUACUCGAAUUUGGACCCGGUUUGUCCUCGCUGGGAGCUUGGAAGGCGCGAGAUGCUUGCACGUCUCUUGGGCACGCCAGGGCUUCCUUAGGGUCCCAGUGCAACACUGGGAAGGCUCGAUCCGUGAGCCCAGGCAAGAGUCACGCAGUCUGAGGUUCGGAAACUCGCAAGAUGAAUAAAGAGAAAAAGCGUUGGUUUUCACCAGCCAUAUUUUUAUAUCUGAUUAGCAUCGUUCCAUCAUUAUGGCUUCUGGAACUGCACCAUGAGACCCAGUAUUGCAGUUUCCAGGCUGAAGGAACAUCACAGAAUACCAGCAGAAAAGAAGCCUCUAAUCAAACACUGACAUCCAGUGAAAAAACCAAUGGAGCUGAUGAUCUUAUUGAGACGGCCAAAGUUUUUGUGAAUAAUUUAUCUACAGUAUGUGAGAAAGUUUGGACAUUGGGACUCCAUCAGACAUUCCUGUUAAUGCUAAUAAUUGGAAAAUGGCUUCUACCCAUUGGUGGCGGGAUCACUCGAGAUCAACUCUCUCAACUUCUUCUUAUGUUUGUGGGGACAGCAGCUGACAUCCUGGAAUUCACAAGUGAGACCCUAGAAGAACAAAAUGUGAGGAAUAGCCCUGCACUAGUCUAUGCCAUCCUUGUUAUAUGGACUUGGAGCAUGCUGCAGUUUCCACUUGACCUGGCAGUACAGAAUGUCAUGUGCCCUGUCUCUGUGACAGAGAAGGGAUUUCCCAGCCUCUUCUUUUGCCAGUGCAGUGCGGAUCUGUGGAACAUCGGAAUCAGCGUCUUCAUACAAGAUGGGCCCUUCCUUGUCGUGCGUCUCAUACUGAUGACGUAUUUCAAAGUGAUCAAUCAGAUGCUGGUGUUCUUUGCCGCGAAGAACUUCCUCGUGGUGGUGUUGCAACUCUAUCGCUUGGUGGUGCUGGCAUUGGCAGUCCGUGCUUCGUUGAGAAGCCAGUCAGAGGCCCUGAAAGGAGAACACCAUUGCCGGAGACAGACCUCUGAGAGUGGGCCCUCUCUGCGGGACUGGCAAAGCGAGUCUAAGGAGGGCCUGGCUAUUCCUUUGAGGUGCUCCCCAGCCACCUCCGAGGACUUCCACCCCACCCCAUAGUUAUUGAUUGACAGUGGUCUUCGGCUAGAACCUGACUCUCUGUUUCUUCUUACAGGGAGGAUUCUUUUUCUCCCCCAACCUUGGCAUAUAAUAAUUUUCAAAAGGACAACAUAAAAAGGUGAUCUUAAACCAAAGCCGAGGAGUUUUCUUUUUCAACUGAAUGGAAGAAACUUUGAUUAGUGACUAUUGCUACAACUUCUGUGCGAUGGUAUCAGAUGUUACAGUUGUUCAACGACUAAGUGAUUUGUUUGUCUUGAACUGUUUGAAAAGCUAUGGAAGGGGUUACAGUGACAUGCCCUCGAAAGAUUUAGUGCAGACAAACUGUCGCGGCUGUUACCUGAAAAUAGAGAAGCUUUCAAGUUUGGCUCCAUUGUCAGACUAUUUUGUCUGAUCUUUUCUGCAAUGUCCCUGUGACAUCAAAAAAUGUACAUUCAGUGAAUGCAGAACAAAUGAAGGGAAAAGGGCCUUUAAAAUUACCUCACUGUGGGCUGGAAGCAGCGAAAAUCUCUGCCCAGCUUCCGUAUCAUAGAGAGCCCUAUUCAUCGCUGCACAGGCCUUCCCAGGAAAAUCAUUUUUCGGGGCUGAUGUUGUCUUCUGCCAUGGCGCAUAUGCUCUUACAGAAAUUUUAUUGCUUCUGGCUUGGAUGCUACACAAUUCACAGCAAGCCAUUUUAGUUACAUAUCUGUUAGUUGCAAGGCAGGAAAUAGUGUCGAAAAGCUAGCAAAGUCACAAUUUCUACUCUGAACAUGAUUUGCAGUGUUCGUCAGUAUUUUUCUGAAUCCUACUUUACCAUUUUCUAUAUUGCCGAGUCGAAUCAUGUGGGCUGAGGCAGAGAAGCUCUGAAGCAGUGAAUAAAGGUGUUUCGGGCCCUGUAAGUGUUACCAUGGUUUCUGGUGUCUGCCACAGUAGAGAACAAAGCUGCAGCUUCUCUGAACCGCCACUACUGGGGGCGGCCUUUGGUCUCAGGGAACAUGGUGAUGGAGGAUUGCAUCAGCCCCACCCACGGCCAACAGCUCUUGUUGAGUCACGGGAGUCGGAAUGUGCUACCCCGUGGUGGAAAUCAGGCAAUUCGCUUUAUUUUCGUGCAUUAAGACUUCAUUUUCCUAGAAUUGAAAUAGCCAUCCUUUUCCUUUACAUACCUCUAUACUUUCCAGAUGGAGGUGAUUCAGAACCUUUUAAAGAUACAGUGUGAAAAUUUUCCCGGGUGUAUAGCAGUAAUUACAUGAGGCACGCAGUUCCAGAACUGUUGUUUUGGGUUCAAAACCUAAUUCCCCCCAAUUAGUAUAUUCGAGAAUUCAAAGGGACAUUUAAGUAGGGUAUGCUCUUAAUUUGGUAUGACCUAUUGACAGCCAGUUGGGACAAUUUUAUCUGUAAAUCUCUGGGUGACAUGAUACCUAUUUGAAACAUUUUAUAGAAACUUUUGUCAACAAAUUUUGUUUUUAUAUAGAGUCAUGCAUAUUUUUUCAUAAAUGGCUUCUUCAACGCCAUUGUUAUGUUUUUAUUUCUUCCUUGUGCUUCUAAUUUUAACAAUAUUAUGACUAUAAAAUGACACAUGGAACUAAUGGAAUACAUUUAUAAUUUUCCAUAAUAAUUUCAUGAAAGUUAAGAUCAAGAAAUUAUAUUUAUAUGAAGUAGAGCACUUGACAACUUUUAAGGGCGUGUUAUUUAAAGUGCUCAGCAGUUGAAAGCAAAAUAAUAACUGCUAUUUAUAAAAAUGCCUCAGCAGAAUCUGUUUUUAUGUUGACUGCUUCAUGUUGAAUAUUUUCUUCCACAACAUGUAUGUGCUGCUUAUUAUUGCAGAUUUGCUCAUGGCAUACUUUUCAUGUUUUAAUUUUUUUUCUUCCAGCAAAACAAACACUGAGGCCCUAAAAAUAGAUAAAGUAUAAAGUAGUACGGCUGUUGCAAGGAUAUUUUUAAAUGCUUUCAAAUCUGAGACUUGGCUUGGGUUCGUGAAUGAGUUUCUAGUGUUUAAAUUAAAGUAUUUUGUAAUUAGCACUCUUCUGCUGGCCUGAGAAAUAAAAAGCCUGUCUAAAGUCUAGCUUUAUUUAGAGGGUCAGGAAGUCAAAGAGCAUCCAGGACCAUCUUGGCAAUUAAUAGUGGCAAAAAUAGACACAGGCUCUACAAGAUUUUCCAGGAAAAUCUGCUUAGGGCAGCAUUUGUUAACCUAGCUGCCAGUACUCCCACCCUCUUAGACUGGCUGCUUUUAUAGUAGGGGGAAAAAAAAAAUCUACAUUCCUUUAAUUUAUUUGGAAAAAAAAAAAAACCCUAAACCUAAAUUAUAUAAUAGCCAGUCGUAAGACUCCUGAUGAAAUAUUACAGAUUUAUUCAGUUAAUUGCCUGUUUUUAGUGUGGAAUGCUAAAUAAUGUAAUGUUUCAAAACAUCUAAGUGUUUGUUAUAAGGUGGCUGGAACAUCAAUUACCUCCCAUGUGUUGACAUCUUGGGACUUGUUUACAUUUAUAUUUUAUUUGUAAUAAGAUAACUUACUUACGUCACCUGUAUAACGUUAUGCAAGCCAUCCCGUCUGUCAUAACCCCUCACCCAGACACACAACGGAUUAAUCCCUAACCCCUGAUGAAAGUGGCUUAUUUGAAGCUGUUGGUGCUGUUGCUAUUAUUGCCUUUGUUGUUAUUUAAUUCCUUCAUUAAAGCUCACUCAAAUACUCUUUCUAAAAACAUAUCAUUCCACUUGUAAAAGAAAACACAAUGCACAUGUUUCAAUGAUACUGUGUAAAAACGCACCUCAUGAUCAUCUUGUGUAUUUCUUUUGCCCUUACUGGAUGACUCUCAAAGGACAUGACUUGACAUAGUAAUAUUAGUAAACUGUCUUUAUAUUUGGUUAUUCUUUUAAUUUUUAUUUAAGCUGUAUCAAUAGCAUAAUAAAAUAAAAUUUUGAAUUGGCCCAUAACAUUCUUUAUAAUGUUCCAGUGGAGAGUCUGAUAUAAAUUUACUCUUGGCUCUGUUUUAGUUCCACUAACAAAUAGCACUUCAGGCCUUAUAGAACCCUAUAGAUAUGGCCAAGGAAAAUCAGGAUUCACUAUUAUAAUGAAUAGUGAAUCCUAACUAUUCAUUGUUAACUAUUUAAUUAAAACUUUUCAAAGCUCUGGAGAGCCAUGCAUUUGCAGGGACACAUGCUUUAAGAUUUCUAUCCAGGUUUCAGAGUUGAAUGUAAUAAUCUGUUUGGCAUUUAAUUCCUGAUAAUUCUUAACCAACUUUUCCUGUUAAAAGAGCGAAAGAAUUGCAAAUGCCAGGUCUCUGUCCAUGUUAGCCUUCCUCCAAUGUCAAGCGAGAGGGAUGGUGACGUAUACUACAGAGACUCAGAGACACAAAUGAAAAACCAAACAGUCUUGAAUUACAAGAAGAAAAGAGGAUUGUUAUUUUUUUUUUCUAAUUUCAGACUUUGCUUUUUACUCAGUGGACAUACUGAUUUGCUCUCAAAAACAUCUGAUUUGGGGUUAAACUAGGCAGCUGGAGGAUGUUUACAGCUUUGAGGCUUCAAAUAACAUUCCAUAUGCAGGGAGUAACUUUACACAAUGUUUGAAUAAUUAACUGCUACAGUCUUAUAUUUUAUGAGUAUCCAUUCCAUCCUCUGAAUCUUUCUUACUAGAAUACCAUAUAAGAAUAUUUUCUCUGGAGUAUUUAUAUUUAUGCUAUUUUGCUAUUAGUGGCCUUUGUAUUUUAUUAUAUGCAUUAAAUAGUGUGUGCACAACUUUA